Molecule: messenger RNA, 4800 nt
Organism: Aedes aegypti (yellow fever mosquito)
Lineage: Eukaryota; Metazoa; Arthropoda; Insecta; Diptera; Culicidae
Product: probable serine/threonine-protein kinase kinX
Exons: 5
Coding region: 455-4321 (1288 amino acids)
Source: RefSeq, a predicted model, not a curated record
AAGUUUUCACCGCUCGGUCAAAUCUUUCGCAGUGCUCGUACGUGUCGGUCGUAUGUUCGAAGCUCUUGCGGGGUAAAACAGUUUUUUUUCUCUCAGCAGCAGCAGUGCCAGACAGCAGAAACUUUCUGCUUUGUCGACGCCAUAUUGGCAGUGGUGUAGGACAGUUCGUUCCUGCUGCCGUUCGUCGCGAUCUAGUGUGCAUUGUCCCUGAUUGCUGAUCCGCCGUGUGUGCGAAAUAAAAAUAUAAUUAGGGUGCAUCGAAGGAGGCGAUGCAAGUGCAAGUGAACCGGCUGCGAUUGAAGUGUCAAAAAGUUGGUAAUAAAACUGAUUGUUGAUUAGUGGGACGAUUGUUGAUAUUUUUUCGGGUGAAGUGAAGAGUGUUAGAAGACAUUUUUUCAAUAGUGAUAAGUGAAGUGUUGAUUUAGGCAUAGCUAGCUGAGAAAAACUCGGAACCAUGUCCGACGAAUACUAUGAUGAAGACGGGUUCCGUCUCGAGUUCGAAGACGACACAUCCGACCAGGAGAAGCAGUUUUUCAUGCGAGCCUUUCCGAAUGUGAACAAAAUCGCGGAACGCAAGGUGCAUUGCACGUCGUGCUACAUGCACAUCGGAACGGCCCCAAUCACGGAAGCCAUAAUCCGUAUGCAUCCGGUGCUGCGGGUCUCGCACUGCCGCAACUGCCACACCUUCUACAACAGUGGCGAGUUCGAUAAGGGCGAAGAUGGCAGCGAACUGUACUGCCGCUGGUGCGGACAGGGCGGCGAAGUGUACUGCUGCUCCAAGUGUCCAUACGUGUUCUGCAAGAAAUGUAUCGUGCAGAACUUGUCCCGUGCCUGCGUGCAGGACAUUUCACGCAACGACAACUGGCAGUGCUUCAGCUGUGCACCGAAAAUCAUGUGGCAUUUGCGGGCCCAGCACUGGGCGUUGGUCAACUACAUCGAGAAGCAGAAGAAAGACAUGAAAGACAAGAACCUCUCGGUGCAAACUAUCAAUAACUUGAUGAAGCAAGACAACACCACGUGUUGCAGUGGUAAAGGUCAAAACAAGAAGACUACUACUCCGAUUGCGCCCAAAAAAGCCGCCAAACGGCCAUCCGAUGCUACUGAUUUCUCACCGGGUGCUGCCAAAAUACCGGAUAACAAGCGGGCCACUCCUCGUCCGAUAAUGCCGGUACAUCAAGCUGCGGCCACUCCACCAUCUGCGAAGAAAGCCAAGACUGAUAACAACGAAGUUGUAUGCACUCCGGACAUCAUGAGCAUGUUUAUGAGUCCGGAGGAACCCCCACCAUUGGUGGCCGCAAGGACGCUACCACCGGCACCAAAGCCGACGCCACCAAAACCAACUCCACCUCAUCCAGUUAUGAAUACUACAGUCCCAGGUCGCCAAGUGGUUGUUCGGCCAGCCAUACCUGCUAAUCAGGCUCCCGUUACAAUGCGAAUGCCAACUAUGGCCAACCCCGCAAACACCGCUCCACCGCCAGUAUAUCAUACCAUCAAUGGCUACAGGAUCGACCUUCACACGGCUGCUCAACAGGGUACCUAUCGGCUGCCCAACGGCAAAUUGAUCCAGGUCCGUAAACAAGCUCCAUCAGCUCCUCCAACACCGACCGCGAUUCCUGCUGCCAGAAACAUUGCUCCGAAACCCAACACAUACUACAACCCAGUUAGCGUUGCUCAGGCCGCCCCAGUUCGCAUGACCAAUGGUGGCACCAACAUGCACAUCAAUAUCGCUCUUCAACAGCAACAGCAACUCCAAGAGCAACGUUUGCAGCAGCAACGCCAACAGCAACAACAACAGCAGCAACAGCAACAGAUGAUUCAACAGCAACGCCAACAACAGCUGUUGAUGCAGCAAGCUCAAUCGGGUCAACCGCAACCGACUAUCGUUGCUGGACAAAUCAAUCCUGCCCUUCAGCUGCCAACGUUGGCUUUGCUGCAGAACAUGGUCAACGGACCGCACGAAGAUUCGCCACUCGGCAAGUCUCGCAAGAACUUUGAAGGCAAGUUGCUGUCGGGUGUAGAAAUUUGUCAGCACAUUGUCAACAAGAUCAACACUCUGACCAACUCGAACUCGUUCAAGAACAUCCGCAACGUGCGGGAUCUCAAAGAGUUGUACAUUCACGUGUCCUACCUGCUAACGUAUGCCAUCGGGCGGUUCAAGACUCUGCAGGAGAAGUGCGUUGACGAUGUGAAGAAGAUGGGCUUCACCAAGGAGUCGGACUUUGUCAUGAUGGGCGAACAGAUUAGCAAUCGGAAUCCGGGCGAGGACAAGAGCGACGACGAGGAUGACUGUGAGAUCAUCGAGCAGAGCACAACGCUCAUUGAGCUGGAUUCCGAAGAUGAGGACGACGGUGGCAAGAAGAAGAAAGACGAACAGGCCAACAAGAGCGCACAGUGUCCGAUGGAAACGGAAGCUGCUGUGGCGGCUAUUUUGCAGGAGAAGGAUGAUGCUAAUACAUCCUCCGAACCCAUCUCGGUAGACAGCGAUGAGCGGAUCGUUCCAGCGGAAAAUGAAUAUCCAAACAAAGACGAUUCGGCAGCGGCGGCGGAUCAACCCGAACCAGAGAUUGUGUCCUCGGAAGAUACCAGCGGCGCAAAGGAGGUUAUUUCCGUGGAUUCGACCGAAACGAUCGCCGAAAAGGCUAACGUUGACAGUAAUAAGAGCGACGAUGAUCUGGUCGAAAUUGUCGAUGGAGAUGACAAGGUUGAAUCGCAUGGGGAAGCUUCAGCUAAACCCGAUGAAGCUGCAGCCGCUUCGAGAGACGGUGAAGAUGCAAACAAAGAUGUGGUGGAAAUCAGCGAAUCCACUGAUGCUGCGCAAGCACAAAAUAAGGAAAAUGAUACUACAGAUAAGGAGAGUGAAGCCGCUGUUGCAGUAUCUGAAGGAGAUAGAGAAGAAGACAAACAAGAAACCACCGAUGCUACUGAUCAUGGCGAAUCUGAGCAAGAAAAAACAGAAGACGUUGCAGAAGCCUCUGCAGACAAAGAGGAGGAUGUUGCAAUCGUUUCAGAUCAAGAAAAGCAAGAAUCUCCGGAAGCCGAGGUUUCAGAUGAGAACAAAUCCAACGAAGAGCAAGAUACGGAGAUGGAAUCUGCUGAGGUCGAGAAGACGCCGGAGGUUGAAUGCGUUGAAACCAGUAAAGAGGGUGAAAACGAGAACAAAGAAAACGAACUGCCUAAGGAAGAAGAUUCGAAUACAGCGCAAGGCGAUGAAGCAGUAGUGGAAAAGGAAGCUGAGGAAAACGAUGUAGUGGUGAUGGAAAAGGAAGGCGAUGAAAAGGAUGAAAACGAUGCUGGUGAGCAAGCGGAACAUUCAGAGGCAAUGGAGGUAGACGCACAACCUGAACCUGAAGAUAAAAUUGAGAGCAAUUGCGUAGCAGACGCAGAGCCGAAACCAAGUGAAUCAGAAGAUACGCCAGCGUCAACCGAAAUCGCUGAGGAAAAUUUGCAGAUUGAGUCUACUGCUGAACAAUCCCCAGAAGAUGAGUCUAUUCCUGAACAAUCCCCUGACGACCAGAGUGAAGUCGAGGCCCCUGAAGUCGCUACCCAUGAACCGGAACCUGCAAUCGCUGAGAGUCAUGUUGAAGCAUCAAAUGAUGAUCCUCUAGCUGAGCAGCCCGACUCCGAAUCCCAAACACCACAAAUUGUUGCAGUAGAAUCCUUAGUAGAUUUUGAGGCUGAGCAACCCACUGUCGAGACGCCUCCCGCUGAAGAAACAUUAGUGGAAGAAUCCUCUUGCAAUAAACCUUCUGCCAUCGAGGCUCCAGUGGAACCAACUUCGGAUGCGGCCACAGAUGCCGUUGAGACUCCCGUUGAAGAAAUGCUUGAUGCCCCAACGGGCAAUGAACUUCUUGCACAGAUCGAAGACUCCUUCCUGAAACUCCAGGAAAUGAUUGAAUCCACUGAAGAAGCGACCGAAGAAGCGUCUGCGAAUCAACCUACGGCGGUGGAUCAAAUGACGGAAGCAGCGGUUGAAGCACCAUCUGCCCAAGAGACUGAGAAUGAGCAGAUGGAAGUGGAUGAAGAAGAAUCUUCAGAACCAGCAGCAACUUCGGCUAUGGCUACGCCUGAAGAAGAGUCGCUGGGAGCAACUUCCGAAGGAGCCGGUAGCUCAGCGGCAGAAGACAAAGUGGAGCAACAACUUUUGGCGGAUUGCAACGGAGUGCUAGAGGAAAAUGGCACAAGUAAUUUCAACGGGAUCGAUGGCGAGCUGGAGGAGAUGGCAGAUGUGCUUGGUGAUGAGAUGCUGGAGAUCAGCAAAAUGGCGACAGCAGCCGAGGUCGAGAAUAUUAACUCUCCAGAGAUGAUUAGUGGUGAUUAUUAGGUGACAUAAACCAAGUUGUACAAAAUCCUUUUGCGCGUAGAUGAUAAAUAAGUAACGAGACGUAAUGACUGUCUCUUAGUUUUAUAUAAAUUUGGACUAGCUCAGUAAGUAGUGUAACACUACUUUACAAUGAUAUCUUUAAUACCUUAUAAACGAACAUUUAACAAAAAUUCAACAACUAUUGAAAUCAAAUUAUCGGUUUAGAUCGUAAGGCAUAAUCGCUUUUUUAAUUUAACGUUAUUUGCCUUUAGGGUACAUUUUUGAAUAUCUGUCCGUAGCUAUCAGUAUCUAAGCAUACUUUGCUUUAGAGCAUUUUUUAUUUGAUCAGCUAGAAUUAUAGUAAUGAUUAUGGUAUUCGAUCAACUUAGAGCACAUUAUAGUAAUUUAUGUCUGAAGGACUCACAUUGAAAUGAACUAUGUAGUCACUAAGGUAAACCUACACAGCAGAAUAAAGUACAUUAAACGUCGUAUGAAUGUCA